AUGAAGACGCAGCCUCACAUGUGUCCUAAUUGCGGCGUCGCCACAACACCCAGGGUCCCCUCACCCCUUAAGACAAGCUUGGAUUUGGCCAAUACACCCAAAGAGGAAUUAGGUCGUCAUGGCGCAGAGAAAGUAGACAAACAGGAGACGAGACCCCGUGCUGUUAGUAUCAUCAUAGACAAAAGUAAUAAUAAUAAUAAUCAUCAUCAUCAUGAGGGGGGUAAUAAAUGUUUGCGUGCAUCAGAUUCCUCAUUUCCAUCUUGCAAGAAAAAUGGAUCCCAGAUGACGCUUACCGAGUGGCGGUACCGUGUUUGUUUAGAUCAGCUUGAAAAGGUCAGUGCCGAAAGGGACAUGCUUAAAGAGAAAGUUCAGGCCAUGGAAGAACAGCGAGUGCUGGGAGAGAGUACCAUCAGAGAACUUAUCGAAGAAAACAAAAAGCUUCAGGUCGCUGUUGAACAAGCGGAAGUACGUUUAGGUAUAACGGAAAUUGAACAACAGUCAAUUCUUGCAGAAUCACAACAAUUGCGAGUGAGACUGACUCGGUCGUUGCGGGAGUUGGAAAAGAGUAGGCAAUCUUCAAGCGGCGUGUGUCCGACGACUGAUAAGUCGACACCAGAUAAUUCUACUGGCAAAAAAACCCAAUCGGUUGGGGAUGCAGGUUUUUUUUCUUUAUUAUUACAGCCACGGGAAGGAGAACAAGAAGAAGUGUCUGCCAAACGUCUGUUCACAACAAUUCCAUACUCUUCGGUUUCUACACCAACUUUAGCACAAGUCUCUCCAGUAAAAAUAGUGGAAAAGAAUUCACUACAAACGCUUCAAAAUACCUUUGAGGAGACACCUUUGCUGAAAGAAGGUAUUUAUGAUGAUGAAAAGAACUCAUUAUUGGCAUCUAAUAGACGUUUAGAGGCAAGAUGUUGUCUCUUAGAAAGCCAACUACAACGCCUUCGUGAGCGUUUUCUUCUUCAAAACCGUUAA
Messenger RNA from Trypanosoma theileri, 975 nucleotides. RefSeq lists its product as uncharacterized. Lineage: Eukaryota; Euglenozoa; Kinetoplastea; Trypanosomatida; Trypanosomatidae. The record is from RefSeq and is a predicted model, not a curated record. Bases 1 to 975 code for a protein of 324 amino acids. The transcript has a single exon.